CCUCAACAUCCACGACGACGACGAAAUGCCCGACUAGACUAUCCUGGACGAUGCUGCCGCGACGCCGCUGAAGGAUUCGGAAUUCAGGCAUACGGCCAACAACGGAACUAGUAUUCGGAAUUGCUCCUUUGCUCAGCACCAUGCGUAUCAGCCUAACGCUGGAGAACAACGGUUCCGUCGCAAGGGACCAUCUAGCCUCAGAGAGGACUUUUCUUGCAUACGUACGAACUUCUCUCGUCCUCGCCUCUACUGGCGUCGCUCUCGUCCAGCUAUUUUCCAUCUCAUCCAGCACGACUUCCAAUGUCACCACCUUUUCGCCGACAAGCGAUGCAACUCACCGCUAUGCUCGCCCGCUGGGAGCCACAGCCGUGCUACUGUCGCUUGGGAUACUGGGCGUAGGGAUGACGAGGUACUUUUCGAUACAAGAAGCCUUGACAAGGGGGAAUUAUCCGGUAGCGCGGUCGUUCAUCGCAAUCAUCGUGACCUCUUUGGUGACGCUCAUUGCGUUGAUAUUUGCCUUCGUACUGGUAUCGAAAAAAUAAGCCGUUCUGCCUUCAAGGCCGUGGCCCCAUCGUGUCCCCCUUUUCCCUCCCAAUGCCAUCCAGUCCGAAACUAGAACACGCACUGUAUUGACACCCUUACUCUCCGUCUCCCUUGAUUCAUGUCAUACAGUUACAUCUGGCACCAUGUUUCCCAAUAGCUCCUGUGCGGCUUUCAUCAGGGACCAGUGACUGGUACCACCACACUACCACCACCACCAUAGACUCGGCAAUCCUUUGUGUAUAAUUUUAUCGCUCUGUAAUAUCUGCCAUGCUUUUCAGUCCUUAUUACAUCAAUUAUCAUCGUCAUCGCUGCACAUUCCUCUCUUAUCUUUACCUCUUUCUCUCCUCUUCUGUCUAUUUUGAAAUGGUAUCGUUUUAUGCCGCUAUUAGAACGGAAAAAGUUUACACACUCAUCCCUUGUUAAU
Messenger RNA from Guyanagaster necrorhizus, 967 nucleotides. RefSeq lists its product as uncharacterized. The record is from RefSeq and is a predicted model, not a curated record. The transcript has a single exon. NCBI's taxonomy places the organism in Eukaryota, Fungi, Basidiomycota, Agaricomycetes, Agaricales, Physalacriaceae. The coding region runs from base 141 to 542 and encodes 133 amino acids.